This is a messenger RNA of Strongylus vulgaris, 1628 nucleotides long. NCBI's taxonomy places the organism in Eukaryota, Metazoa, Nematoda, Chromadorea, Rhabditida, Strongylidae. The record is from the annotation of a GenBank genome assembly.
AUGACAGUGCCGCCGAAAGCACGCACUGUAGCUCAACCACGUCAACGCCAAACAGAUGAAAAAAUGGCGGCGCGGGACUUCGGUCGCCUGGUGUGGGCCCCUGAUAUACAAGAAGGAUACGUGCUUGGCACGUUAGAAGAUAUUGGAUCAGAAAACAUCACAGUGGUGAGAAAGGAUGGGAAAGGACAGAUCAAAGCUAGCUAUGACGAGGUGUUCCCUGCCGAGGACGAUCCGAGAAAGACAGUGGAUGAUAAUUGUAGCUCCAUCUCUUCUGGAGGUUGCUAUGUGAAAAAAGUUGAACGCUUAACCUACGUGGCAAAUAUACUCAUAUCAAUAAAUCCAUAUGAAGAUAUCCCAGGAUUGUAUUCCAAAGAUACGAUCAAUAGGUACAAAGGUAAAUCGCUGGGGCAGUUACCACCUCAUGUAUAUGCUGUUGGUGAGUUAGCUAAUCAAUUAAUCAAUUUAUUGUUUUGCUUUCGAAAUAUAAUGCUGGUGUAUAUGGAAUGCCUUGCAGCUGACAAAGCCUACCUUGAAAUGAGAAGAAAUAAGGAAUCCCAAUACUUAUGCGAAAAUUGGGGUACAACAGCCGGCCCUAUACAACAACGUAUCCUUGAAACGAAUCCAAUACUGGAAGCAUUUGGCAACGCAAAAACGCUUCGAAACAAUAACUCUAGUCGUUUUGGGAAAUUUGUAGAAAUUCACUUUGGCAGUGAUGAUAAGGUAGCUGGUGGAUUUGUGUCACAUUACUUACUUGAGAAGUCCAGGCUAUGUCGUCAGGCCAAAGGCGAACGAAAUUAUCAUAUCUUCUAUCAGCUAAUUGCUGGCGCACCAGCCGAUCUCUAUAAGAGGCUUUGUUUAGCUUCUCCGGAUAAAUUCAAGUAUUUAAAACAAGGAACAACGACAUUCUUUGCAAGACCAGGAUCGAAGUCAAAGAUUGCCUCGGAUAGACUUAGCGAACAGGCUAGAAAAUCAGGUAUGCUGACAGAUUCAAUAGUAGAUGAUGCAGCCGACUUUUUACAUCUUAAUGACGCUCUUGGAAGGGCUGGUCUUUCGCCAAAUGAGAUUUUUGAUAUAUGGCGUACCGUAGCAGGUGUACUUCAUCUGGGAAAUAUUGACUUCGUUGACAGUGUGGAUGAUAGUCGAGGAGGAUGCAAAAUGGAUCCGGUUACUGAAUUGUCGUUAAAAAUAGCGGGCGAGCUGCUUGGAAUGGAAGUUGCUGAAUUGAAAAUGGGACUCGUGUCGAGAAUUAUGCAAGCAACUAAAGGAGGUGUAAAAGGCACAUUGAUUAGAGUUCCUCUAAAACCUCAUGAAGCUGCUGCUGGACGAGAUGCACUCGCGAAAGCACUUUAUUCUCGACUCUUUGAUUGGCUAGUAGCAAGAAUCAAUAAAUCAAUACCGUUUGAAAAAAGUAUUAAUUAUAUUGGGGUACUGGAUAUUGCUGGAUUUGAAUUCUUUGAAGUGAACUCAUUCGAGCAGUUUUGCAUCAAUUUCUGCAAUGAAAAAUUGCAACAUUUUUUCAACGAACGUAUUUUGAAGCAAGAACAGGAAUUAUAUGCGAAAGAGGGAUUGGAUGUACCGCGAAUCGAAUAUUCAGACAAUCACGAUUGUAUCGGUCAGUCUUUGUAAAC